Molecule: messenger RNA, 2593 nt
Organism: Hirundo rustica (Barn swallow)
Lineage: Eukaryota; Metazoa; Chordata; Aves; Passeriformes; Hirundinidae
Product: acyl-coenzyme A synthetase ACSM4, mitochondrial-like
Exons: 14
Coding region: 488-2230 (580 amino acids)
Biological process (GO): acyl-CoA metabolic process; fatty acid biosynthetic process
Cellular component (GO): mitochondrial matrix
Molecular function (GO): fatty-acyl-CoA synthase activity; fatty acid ligase activity
Source: RefSeq, a predicted model, not a curated record
CGGUCGCAGGCUCGGCGGAGCGGCCGGUCACACGGCUGCUCGCGGGGACUUCUAACUCGCUCACAGCUUCAUUAAUCACGGGAGAAACUGUGCUGCUGCGAAAUCCCUGCGCUGUAUAAUCCGAACACUGACUGAGUCCCAGACAGACACGGGAAAAGCCGCCUCGGGGUUUAUUACCGGCAGGUUUUUCUGCACCCAGCGUAACGGAUCUGUACUAACAUUAGACUUUAUGAGCGCCUUUAAGCGUUCGCACGCGUCUCUCAGUUUUAUGUUUCCACAGCGUGCUUGCCCAGUGUUCUCACCUGAUAUCCUCGUGGAUCAGGGGUUCUUUCUGGGCUCCCUCCGUACUCCAACAUGUGGCUCGGGUGUCCUGGUUCCUUUCACCAGCCUGUGGAGUUCCCGUUCGUCUUUCCUCCAAGACCGGUGACUGAUUCCUUAGGUGUGCACCUGAUUCUUCCCCUCACUGUCUGAUAAAACAUCAUAAAUCAUGAGAACAUUUACUAAAUCUUGGAUUCCUCAGUGUUUGUGGAUUCUCAGGUCACCUUCCAGAGCAUUCCAUGGAAACAAGAGGCUUCUUACAUCUCAGAUUAUUUCUUACUAUGAAUCUAUAAAUCAGUACAAAAAGGAACUGCCAGAAUAUUUCAACUUUGCAAGUGAUGUCUUAGAUGAGUGGGCACGACUGGAAAAGGAUGGAAGAAAACCAGCAAAUCCCGCUCUUUGGUGGGUCAAUGAUGCGGGAGAGGAGGUGAAGUGGAGCUUUGAAGAGCUGGGCUCUCUGUCCAGAAAGGCAGCCAAUGUCCUUUCUGAGGCCUGUGGCUUGCAGAGAGGAGACAGGGUUAUAGCAGUUCUGCCUCGUGUUCCUGAGUGGUGGCUCCUGAAUGUGGCCUGCAUGCGAGCAGGAAUUGUUCUUAUUCCAGGAACAUCCCAACUAACAGCCAAAGACAUCUCAUACCGCCUCCAGGCUUCAAAGGCCAAGUGCUUCAUUACUGAUGACACUCUGGCACCUGCAGUGGAACCUGUCCUGCUAGGCAGCCAGUUCCUGAAAAGUAAACUCCUUGUAGGCCAGGGGAGCAGGGAUGGGUGGCUGAACCUCAAAGAACUCCUUGCGGUUGCAUCUGCUGACCAUCAAUGUGUCAAGACGAGGAGUCAAGAGCCAAUGAUAGUGUAUUUUACCAGUGGAACUACAGGCUUCCCAAAAAUGGUGUUGCACUCCCAUAGCAGUUACGGCAUUGGAUUUGCAACCUCUGGCAGGUGUUGGUUGAACUUGUCUCCUUCAGAUAUAAUAUGGAAUACCUCUGAUACUGGCUGGGCAAAAUCAGCCUAUGGCAGUGUUUUUGGACCGUGGAUCUGUGGAGCCUGUGUCUUUGUACACAGUAUGCCACAGUUUAAACCAGAAGUUACUGCAGAGACUCUCUCAAGAUAUCCCAUCACCACCUUCUGCACGGCUCCCACCGCCUUCCACAUGCUGGUCCAGCACGAUAUGAGCAGCUACAAGUUCCCGAGUCUGAAACACUGUGUAACUGGAGGAGAAGGACUGAAUCCUGAAGUGUUUGCAAAGUGGAAAAUCCAGACAGGGAUAGAGAUCCAUGAAGGUUAUGGCCAGAGCGAAACAGUGGUAAUCUGUGCCAAUAUGAAAGGGAUGAAAAUUAAACCUGGCUCUUUGGGAAAAGCUGUUCCCCCUUACGAUGUGCAGAUCGUAGAUGACCAUGGGGCUGUUGUGCCUGCGGGAGAAGAGGGCACCAUUGCUGUCCGAGUGCGACCCACACGACCCUUCUGUAUGUUCUCCGGGUACUUGGAUAAUCCAGAGAAAACUGCUGCCACUGUGCGUGGAGAUUUUUAUCUCACUGGGGACAGAGGCAUUAUGGAUGAAGAGGGAUAUGUCUGGUUUGUUGGAAGAGAUGAUGAUGUCAUUAAUUCUGCUGGGUACCGCAUUGGCCCGUUUGAAGUGGAGAGUGCGUUGAUAGAGCACCCGGCAGUGGCAGAGGCAGCUGUUGUCAGCAGCCCCGACCCAGUGCGAGGGGAGGUGGUCAAAGCCUUCGUUGUUUUAGCUCCUGCUUUUGUAUCACACGAUCCGGAAAAAUUAACUCUUGAACUUCAACAGCAUGUCAAGAAGGUGACUGCACCUUACAAGUAUCCAAGGAAGGUGGAGUUUGUUCAGGAUCUGCCAAAGACAGUUUCUGGGAAAAUCCAGAGAAAGGUUCUAAAGAACAAAGAGUGGGCAAGAGUAUGACAACAGUAAGAGUGAUCUGGAAAACGAGGAGAGAAAUUCUCCAUCACGUGUACCAGCCAUAACACAUGACACGGAGAAGGUCGUUAUGACCCAGAGCAGAACAAGAACAUCAUGAAAAAUAAAUUCUGGAAGAAAAAGGAGAAAACAUUCUAGAGGACACGUGGUAUUGGAACCACUUUUGCCAUCAACCUACACAUUUUCAGAAGGAAGGAAGAGCAAGUAAUUCAAAGGGUGGAAUGGGAGAGAGAAAGACAGACUCAGGUGCAUACAGAGGUCUAAUUUGUUUAACUGCAAUUUGUAUAAACACCUUCCUUAAAAAAUAAAAAAAAGGGCGAAACUACAAGGCUUGGAAAAUUACAAAUA